Messenger RNA from Tarenaya hassleriana, 1516 nucleotides. Its product is annotated as myb-related protein 306-like. The record is from RefSeq and is a predicted model, not a curated record. NCBI's taxonomy places the organism in Eukaryota, Viridiplantae, Streptophyta, Magnoliopsida, Brassicales, Cleomaceae. The coding region runs from base 221 to 1291 and encodes 356 amino acids. The transcript is spliced from 4 exons. Gene Ontology annotation, biological process: response to auxin.
UUAUUGCCUGAUAGAGUCAGCUUUCUCUCUCUAUAAAUAUAAGCAACUCCACUCUCGUCUUCCUCAGACAUGGUAUAACCCAGUUGGACUUAACCCUAAUAACCAAAAACAUCUCCUCUUCAAAACAGAUCAAGAGUACCCUUUUUCUCUUGCAAACGCACAUACACAUAUAUACACAGAAGAUACACAUAUAUACACACAUACAGGGAGAGAGAGAGAGAUGGGAAGAUCACCUUGCUGUGACAAGAUUGGAGUGAAGAAAGGGCCAUGGACUCCGGAGGAAGACAUCAUCUUGGUUUCUUACAUUCAAGAACAUGGCGCUAGCAACUGGAGAUCUGUCCCUACUAACACAGGUCUAAGAAGAUGUAGCAAGAGCUGCAGAUUGAGGUGGACUAAUUAUCUUCGACCCGGUAUUAAGCGUGGCAAUUUCACCGAGCAUGAAGAGAAGAUGAUUAUCCACCUUCAAGCCCUCUUGGGCAAUAGAUGGGCAGCCAUAGCAUCAUACCUUCCACAAAGGACAGACAAUGAUAUAAAGAACUAUUGGAACACUCACUUGAAGAAGAAGCUUAAGAAGAUGAGCGGUUCAGGAGAUGAUUCUAGUGGAUACGGGGGCUUAUCUUCAUCAAACCCUAAUUCUCAGAAUCACCAUCAGACAUCGAACAAGGGACAAUGGGAGAGAAGGCUUCAGACGGACAUCAACAUGGCAAAACAAGCCCUUUGUGAGGCCUUGUCAUUUGACAAACUACCAUCAACGCUAUCAUCCUCAUCCUCAUCAUCAUUAUCACCGCCAUCAACGCUCCAAAACCCUAAUUUCCAAAUCGAACGUUUUGACCCAUCAUCUUCAUCUUCCUCCACCACCACAAGCAACGCUAAUCCAAACCCAUCGGGCGUAUACGCGUCUAGUGCAGAGAACAUCGCUCGGUUGCUUAAAAACUUCAUGAAAGACACUCCAAAGUCGUCGUCUCCUGCGUCUGAAACCGGACCCACCGCCAUUGCUGCAGCUCGGAGAAACCUCCCAGCCACAGUGACGUCGAGCCCCACCACCACCGAAGGAUUCGACCAGUCUUCCUUUGGCUUCAACUCGACGAGCCUAGAGUCCACGUCUAUGGAUGAGACUCUGACUUUGACACCGGAGACAAGCUUCUUCCAAGAUUACGAAGCCAAGCCGACGAUAUCCGACAAUGCAUUAGUAUCACAAGGGUCUUUGUCACUGCUAGAGAAAUGGCUGUUUGAUGAUCAAGGUUACGACAUGAUUAACCUGUCGUUAGAUGGUCAAGAAGGGCUGUUCUAGAGAUGAAAAUCAAGAAACUUGGGAAGCUAAUUAAUUAAUUAAUCUUUUAAGUCAAGGGUGUUUACUAUAUUUGUGUCGUAAUUAGGGUUUAUAGCCUUUUUGGUGGUUUUAGCUCAAGGAGACCUACCGUUUUUUUUUGUCUCUUUUAGAUUUCUCCUAUGUGGAAGAACACAAAGUGUACAUCUCUAUUAACAUAAUAUGUUAUGCUUUGUGCUUCAUUUUGUU